UUUUUUCUUAUAAAAAAUUAAACUAUACAACUAUUUCCAAUUAUUAAAAUUUACAAAGUCAGACACCAAAACGAACAAGUCUAUCAUUGUACUUAACACCAACAAAUGGCAUUAUAUCUUUAAUUUAUAGCCGGCCACUUUAAUUAUUCUUCCUCUUAUAAUAUUUACUUCACUUCUCACGAAUCCAUCAAAAUUCCUUUUUUUUUUGCCUUCUCCAAAUUCCAUGAUGGAAACCUGUGAACGUGAUCAUUUCUAAUCUUGUCUAAUUUUAUAGAAUCACGUGUUUGAAGAUGGAUAGGCUACUAACUCUGGAGCCAUCGAACGUGGUUACAAUACGACUUGAACCAGGUCAGAGGUGUUCAGGUGCGCUAACCCUGCGUAACGUCAUGUACACCAUGCCAGUUGCGUUCCGUCUGCAGCCAGUAAACAAGACACGUUACGCGAUCCGUCCUCAAUCGGGAAUCAUCUCUCCUCUAACAACAAUCACUUUGGAGAUAAUUUACCGUCUCCCUCCAAACACAACUCUGCCAAGCACUUUCCCUCACUCUGAUCACUCAUUCCUUUUGCACAGUGUUGUGGCCCCAGGAGCAGCUAUUAACAACAAGGCCACUUCCUUAGAUAUGGUCCCGAUUGAUUGGUUCACUACAAAGAAAAAACAAGUUUUCAUUGAUAGUGCUAUAAAAGUAAUGUUUAUUGGUUCGCCUGUUUUGUGCUAUCUUGUUAAAAAAGGCUAUAUGGAUGAAAUUAGAGAAGUUUUAGAAAAAAGUGACUAUAAUUGCAAGCCUGUUGACUCAGUUGACUGUGAAGGUAAAACAUUAUUACAUUUGGCUAUUUCACAAAGUAGGGCUGAUUUAGUCCAAUUGUUACUUGAAUUUGGGCCUAACAUUGAGGCCCAUAGUAGAUCAUGUUCAAGCCCAUUAGAAACAGCAGCAGCAUUAGGAGAGUCUUUAAUUGUUGAGCUUUUAUUAGCAAAAAAGGCUAAAACUGAAAGAACAGAGUACUCUGCUUCAGGCCCAAUACAUCUUGCUGCUGGAAAUGGCCAUUUGGAAGUACUAAAACUACUCUUACUCAAUGGUGCUAAUGUGAAUGCACUAACGAAAGACGGUAACACGGCCUUGCAUAUCGCGGUGGAGGAAGGUAGACGAGAUUGUGUUCGUGUUUUACUGGCUAAUGGCGCGAGAGCUGAUGCGCGAAACGAGGGGAAUUGUGAUACACCUUUGCAUAUUGCUGCUGCAUUAGGUGAUGAACAUAUGGUACGCGUAUUAAUUCAAAAAGGUGCUGAGAAAAAUAUACGUAACAAAUAUGGGAAAACUGCUUAUGAUGUUGCUGCUGAACAUGGACAUAACAAGCUUUUCGAUGCUCUACGUUUAGGUGAUAGCUUAUGUGUGGCGGCUCGAAAAGGAGAGGUAAGAACCAUCCAACGUCUCCUGGAAAACGGAGCCAUCAUCAACGGAUGUGACCAACAUGGUUGGACCGCGUUGCACCGGGCUAGUUUCAAAGGACGAAUAGAAGUUGUAAAAACAUUAAUAGAAAAUGGAAUUGAUAUAAAUGCAAAAGAUGAAGAUGGAUAUAGUGCAUUACAUUGUGCUGUUGAAUCUGGACAUGUUGAUGUAGCUGAAUUACUAGUUAAAAAAGGUGCAGACAUUGAUUCAAGGACAAAUAAAGGUGUUAGUCCGUUACGUAUCGCAGAAUCGUUGAAAUAUUCAGGGUUGACUAGGGUGAUCAUGCAAGGUAAUGGAGUGAAAGAACAAGUAGGGGCAAAAUUGGAAAUGAAUAUCGCGAAAUCCUACGGUAAAAUGACUAAAGAAGUCGAAAUUAUUGGGAGUGUGAAAAAAAGAAGUCAUGUGAAUAAAUCGUCAAGAGUUCGGAGGAGUAGCAUUGAUAGAACUAUUUGAUCGAAUAUGAAAAGACAACUCGAUGUAUUAAAUUUUAUCUUAUAAUUAAGUGAUUCGUUGAGCCAUCAACGGUAAAUUGUUGUGUUAGGUUUUAUAUAAUUGUAACUUUUCCAUUCCUACAAAAUUAUCGUCCACUUAUCUAACUUUUUUCUUGUAUUGUUGUUGUACCUUUUAGGCCGUGUUUGGUGCGGAAGAAAAUAUUUUUAUAAUUUUUUUUAAAAAUUUUCUUAUGUAUACUUUUGAAAAUAAUUUUUUUUUUUUGUAUAAACAUGUUUCUUAAGAAUCAGAAAAAUGACAUUUUUAGUUGAAAUAGAAUAAAUAAAUUAUAUUAAGUGAUAUUAAUUUUACACGCAUUCGAGGGGUGUUAAAAAUUACACUCUGUAGCUAAGUAAAAAUAGUUGUGGGUAUAUAUACGCCCACAACUAUCAUCAGACUCCGUUAUUAAUCGUUUCUUCUGAUCCCCCUACCCAACCCAACACUGUAACAUUGCGCUCUCUCAUAAUAUUUAUCUAAACUAUAUAUAAUUACUUCUGGAUAAUAUUUUUUCUAUAAACAUACCAACCACUAAAAAAUUAACCAUUUAUCUUACAUAAAUUUUUAUUUCAUACCAUAUACACCCUAAUUUAAUGUAACCAACAUUUGUUAGAUAACCAAAAUUUGACAUUUUAUUAUAUGUAUAUAUAUAUAUAUUAAAAUCAUUAAAUUGAUGUGUCAUAUUCCACUUGCUUUGAAUAUAAUAUAAACCACGUAUUUUUACCAACCAACUAAUUAUAAUGUCCCACACUCAACC
Solanum lycopersicum (tomato) is the source of this 2685-nucleotide messenger RNA. RefSeq names its product protein VAPYRIN-like. NCBI's taxonomy places the organism in Eukaryota, Viridiplantae, Streptophyta, Magnoliopsida, Solanales, Solanaceae. The record is from RefSeq and is a predicted model, not a curated record. Gene Ontology annotation, molecular function: protein binding.